Molecule: messenger RNA, 942 nt
Organism: Pelobates fuscus (common spadefoot toad)
Lineage: Eukaryota; Metazoa; Chordata; Amphibia; Anura; Pelobatidae
Product: olfactory receptor 6B1-like
Exons: 1
Coding region: 1-942 (313 amino acids)
Biological process (GO): G protein-coupled receptor signaling pathway
Cellular component (GO): membrane
Molecular function (GO): olfactory receptor activity; G protein-coupled receptor activity
Source: RefSeq, a predicted model, not a curated record
AUGGUUUUGACUAAUGGCAGUCUUGUGAAGGAAUUCAUCAUAUUGGGGUUUCCUGGAAGUCAUCCAUUUCAGUGUUUUUUGUUUCUGUUAUUAUUUAUUACCUAUCUAAUAACUCUUCUGAGCAACACUGGAAUCAUUAUUUUAAUAUGUAGAGAAAGGUCCCUUCACACCCCUAUGUACUAUUACCUUUGCGUUUUUGCUUUAUUGGAAACCUUCUAUGUUUCUGUUAUUGUUCCAAAGAUAUUGGCGACCAUUACUCCUCAUGGAAGAAUUAUUUCAUUUCUUUGUUGUAUUACUCAAUUGUUUUUCUUCUUCUUCCUGAGCUCCACUGAGUGCUUCUUGCUUGGUGUCAUGGCUUUUGAUCGCUAUUUGGCAAUUUGCUAUCCCUUACGUUACUCAUCUCUGAUGAACAGUAACAUGUGCCGAAAUUUAACACUAAGUUCAUGGUGUGGGGGGUUUGUUACUAUCUUUCCUUCAAUUGUACUAAUCUCUCAACUCCCAUUUUGUGGAAGUAAUUUCAUUAAUCAUUUCUUCUGUGACUCACCUCCUGUUUUACAACUUUCCUGUGCAGAUACAUACCUAAUUGACCUUCUGGAUUUUAUCUGCUCUUCUAUGGUAAUUGUAUCUUCAUUCUCAAUUACCUUGAUUUCAUACCUCUAUAUUAUAGUAGCUGUCUUGAAAAUUCCUACUACCAAAGGAAGAACAAAAGCAUUUUCCACUUGUGGCUCCCAUUUAAUUGUAGUUCUUGUUUAUUAUGGAACUGUUACAUUUAUGUAUGUGAGACCAAAGGUAGGAUAUACUUUCACUCUCAAUCGCGUGAUAGCUGUUUUUUACACAGUGAUUACCCCUAUCCUGAAUCCUAUUAUUUACUGCUUAAGGAAUAAAGAGGUCAUAAAAGCUUUUAAAAAAAAAAAACUUUCUUUGUUAAAACACAUGCAUUAA